GGAUGUAUCACUUCUUGAUUGCAAAAUUUCAUGUCAGUUAAUUUUGCUUCCCAAAGGGUAAAAGAAUCGAUAUGAAUUGGCAUGAAUGGACGGAGUGAAGUGUGGAACUUUGAAGUUUGCUAAAGGGGAAAACCCAAAAUUCUUUAGAUUGCCGGAACUUGAUUCUUUUCUUGGUUUUGCAUCUUUCUCUGCAGUACUAUCCCAUCCACUCACGAAGAAUAGUUCAUUUAUUACAUUCAGAAUUGGUGAGCGAUGGGCGAUACAGUAGAUUUGACGGGGAAUGGAGGUGUUGUGAAGACAAUUGUAAGGCAUGCCAAAGCCAAUGCUGAUGCUCCAACAGAUGACCUUCCUCUUGUUGAUGUACAUUAUGAAGGAACUCUAGCGGAAUCUGGGGAAGUAUUUGAUUCAACUCUUGAGGAUAAUACUGUCUUCUCUUUUGAGCUUGGAAAAGGAUCCGUUAUCCAGGCUUGGGAAAUUGCUGUGAAGACGAUGAAGGUGGGAGAGGUUGCAAAAAUCACUUGCAAACCAGAAUAUGCUUAUGGAAGUGCUGGUUCUCCACCAGAUAUCCCACCAGAUGCAACGCUUGUUUUCGAGGUGGAAUUAGUGGCCUGCAAGCCCCGGAAAGGCUCGAGUCUGGGCAGUGUUUCUGAGGAAAGGGCCAGGCUCGAAGAAUUGAAAAGACAAAGGGAGGCUGCUGCUGCCGUAAAAGAGGAAGAGAAAAGAAAGAGAGAUGAGGCGAAAGCAGCUGCAGCUGCCCGAAUUCAAGCCAAGCUAGAGUCUAAGAAGGGCCAGGGAAAGGGGAAGAACAAAGCCAAAUAAUGUCGAUAUAUCCCUAGUCGCUCAUAAACCAUAUCGUUGUUACAACACAAAGAACAGAAUAAAAUGAAACGAAACUUUGAAGCCUAUGUUUGUAAUACAUUUGCAUUUGCUGCAGCGAAUGGCAUGGUACAGUAAUUGAGUGCUCAGUAUUCUGAUUGUACGCUGAA
This is a messenger RNA of Momordica charantia (bitter melon), 986 nucleotides long. RefSeq names its product FKBP-like peptidyl-prolyl cis-trans isomerase family protein. Gene Ontology annotation, molecular function: peptidyl-prolyl cis-trans isomerase activity. The record is from RefSeq and is a predicted model, not a curated record. Lineage: Eukaryota; Viridiplantae; Streptophyta; Magnoliopsida; Cucurbitales; Cucurbitaceae. Gene Ontology annotation, cellular component: cytoplasm. Gene Ontology annotation, biological process: protein peptidyl-prolyl isomerization.